Molecule: messenger RNA, 2046 nt
Organism: Penicillium verhagenii
Lineage: Eukaryota; Fungi; Ascomycota; Eurotiomycetes; Eurotiales; Aspergillaceae
Product: putative alpha-L-rhamnosidase B
Exons: 3
Coding region: 1-2046 (681 amino acids)
Biological process (GO): carbohydrate metabolic process
Source: RefSeq, a predicted model, not a curated record
AUGCGGCGCGCGUUCUGGGUCAACCUCCUCCUGGGGGCUUGCUCCAUUAUUCCCCAAGCCCAAGCAGAGACAUGUUGGCGCAAUACAACCUGCACUGGUCCCACUACAGCGGCUUUCAGUGGAGUUUGGGACGACAAUAUCUACGCGCCAUCAUCUCGAACAGUUCAGCCUGUAUCAACGCUGUCUGAUCUGAAAAAAGAUGCUACUACCAACUCCCGCCAGCCCGCGACUGCGACACUCCAUGGAAAUGGCUCUCUUGUCGUAUUCGACUUUGGCCAAGAAGUUGGUGGCAUCAUGCACAUUGAUUACACCUCCACUGGCAACGGAGCUUUGGGAAUUGCGUUUUCGGAAGCUAAAAACUGGAUUGGAGAGUGGUCUGAUGAUUCCAAUGCUCUUUGGCAGGAUGGUGCUUUGUACGACAAUUUCACCACAUCAUCUGGUAGCAAUUCCUACGAGAUGCCUCUUCCUAAGCUACGGGGUGGAUUCCGUUAUUUGACGCUCUUCCUGAUCACUGACGAUGCGGCAACUGUCAAGAUUGACGAUAUGUACCUUGAAUUGGGAUUCCACCCGACGUGGUCGAAUCUUCGCGCCUACCAGGGCUACUUUCACUCCAGUGAUGAGCUUCUGAAUCGCAUCUGGUAUAGUGGUGCCUACACUCUACAGACAAAUCAGGUUCCCGUGGAUACUGGACGUAUUACCUCUGGUGUUACGAAAGGAUGGUUGAACAAUGGCACUUUGGGACCGGGAGACACGAUUAUUGUUGAUGGAGCCAAGCGUGAUCGUGCUGUCUGGCCAGGUGACAUGGGUAUUGCUGUUCCAUCGGCAUUGGUCAGUCUCGGAGACCUGGACAGUGUGAUGAACGCGUUACAAAUCAUGUAUACUACUCAGGACAAGACAACAGGCGCAUUUGAUGAGUCGGGACCACCACUCAGUCAAACAGGAUCCGAUACUUAUCAUAUGUGGACUAUGAUUGGUACCUACAACUACGUUCUGUACACAAACAACACCGAUUUCCUCAUCGAGAACUGGGAUGGAUAUCUCCUCGCCAUGGAUUACAUUUAUGGAAAGGUCACCUAUGCCAGUGGUCUCCUUGAUGUGACUGGAAUUCGUGAUUGGGCUCGCUGGCAGCAAGGGUAUAACAACUCAGAAGCGCAGAUGAUUCUAUACCACACAUUGAAAACCGGUGCAUCUCUCGCCCAAUGGGUCGGAGAUACAACAGGCCUGUCUGCUACCUAUGAGACUCGUGCAGAAGCACUUAAGGUGGCCAUUAAUACCUACUGCUGGGACGAUUCUUAUGGAGCAUUCAAAGACAACGCAACUGACACCGACUUACACCCGCAAGAUGCCAACAGCAUGGCUGUCCUAUUCGGCGUAGUCGAUUCCGAACGUGCCCAAAGUAUCUCGAACAACUUGGUCAAAAACUGGACACCCAUUGGACCUAACUCUCCCGAGCUACCUGACAACGUUGUUCCGUUCAUCACAUCUUUUGAGAUCCAGAGCCACUUCCUCGUUGGAAGACCAGAUAGGGCAUUGGACCUCAUUCGUCGCAGCUGGGGUUGGUACAUUAACAAUGCCAAUGGAACUGAGUCGACCGUGAUCGAGGGAUAUCUUGUUAACGGAACUUUCGGAUACCGUGGUAGCCGUGGAUACUAUUACGAUACCUCAUAUGUCUCCCACUCUCAUGGGUGGUCCUCUGGCCCCACGUCAGCUUUGACCAAUUAUGUUGUUGGCCUUUCAGUCACAUCGCAGCUGGGACUUACUUGGGAUAUUUCACCCCAGUUUGGAGACCUCAAGUAUGCCGAGGCUGGUUUUGUGACGUCGCUUGGCAAGUUCCAAGCUGGUUGGACAAAGACGUCUAGUGAGUAUACUUUGGAUUUCACAGUUCCAAAGGGCACAACUGGAAAUGUCACCCUUCCAUAUAUCACUUCGUCUAAGAAGCCUACCAUCACACUUGAUGGUGCCACUGUGAAGAAAAAUGUGGUAUAUGCAGACAGCACAGCGACCUUUGUGGUAGCAGGUGGUUCUCACAAGAUUGUGGUGAAGUGA